GGCAGUGUUGAUAUUUCAGUAUACACUUCUAACAGACUGAUUGAGGGUGUGCAUGUACAGUAAUUUAAUAAUAUCGAGAAUACUCCGCAUUUUAGUAACGGUGAGGUGAGUACUAAAGGCUUACCCUACACCUCGACAGAUGAUGUUUGUUCUGCUUGAUUUUAUGUUGCUUCUUUUCCUUGCAAGCGUGUUCGUAUCUUCAGCAUGUGCCCGACCAUCCUCGUACGCAGUCUGGGCAGCGGACUCAGCCAUAGCUCGCGGACAAGGUAACGGUUUGGACGAUAAUGGUAAUCCUCUAGUUUCCUAUGAGCAUGGCGAAUUGCAAUGGGCCUUGAGGCUCCUGUAUGAACAGACGGGUAACAAGACGUAUUAUGACUACAUCAAGACUGGUGUGGAUAACGUGGUCGCCAGUGACGGGUCUGUAGGCGGGGGAUACAGUGCAACGCAGUUUCAACUGGAUCCGCUUCGCGUCGGUCCUACUUUCCUCUAUCUCUAUAACCAGACGAACCAAACAAAGUACAGAAAGGCUGCGGACGAGUUCCGCAAUCAGUUUCCUAUCCAUUCUCGCACGGCACAAGGUCAAUUCUGGCAUAAGAAAAUAUAUCCUAAUCAAGGUUGGUUGGAUGGUAUCUACAUGGGGGACAUCUUCUACGCAGCUUAUACCCAGAUGUUCCAGCCUACUAAUAACACCGCUUGGGACGACAUCACCUUACAAUUCACUUUGAUGUUCAACAACACAAUUCAGAAUUCAGCUACUCCAAACCACACGUUUACAGGCCUUCUCUACCAUGGUUACGAUUAUUCUCAUUCGACCAUAUGGGCAGACCCCGAUCGUGGUCAUUCGCCUGAGAUCUGGAUCCGUGCUCUCGGGUGGUAUUCAAUGGCACUUGUUGAUGCCCUCGCAAUUAUUCCAACUUCUCAUCCUGGUCAUGCCGUCCUCCUAAAUAUCCUGCGUACUCUCGUCCCGCGAAUUGUUGCAGCAACGGAUCCCACUAGCGGAGUCUGGUGGCUCGUCAUGACACAACCUGGCCGUGCAGGAAACUAUUUUGAGAGCAGUGGAGCGGCGAUGUUUGUGUACUCGUUGUUGAAGGCAGUAAGAGUGGGCUAUGUGACUGACUCGGAUGGGAAGAUUGUGGCCUCGGCAAAGAAAGCCUAUCAGUACAUGGUGGACAAUUGGGUUGUGGAUCAUGGUGAUGGAACCAUGGAUUGGAAGAAUACCGUUCAGGUUGGUAGUUUGAACACGGAUGGCUCGUAUGCGUACUAUAUAGGAGUGCCUACCGAUCUCAACGACCUCAAGGGACUAGCUGCAUUUGCUCUUGCCAGUAUCGAAUAUGAGCAAUCCUGAAAGUGACACCAAUGGUUGGAGGCGGUACACAUUCGCUGUGUUCCUGUGAUAACAUGGUCGACAAUAAAACAAUACAACAGAGUAUCUCAUACAAUUACAUUGUGCCAGCAAAGGUUUCUCAUGAGGG
Somion occarium is the source of this 1472-nucleotide messenger RNA. The record is from the annotation of a GenBank genome assembly. NCBI's taxonomy places the organism in Eukaryota, Fungi, Basidiomycota, Agaricomycetes, Polyporales, Cerrenaceae.